Messenger RNA from Ambispora leptoticha, 385 nucleotides. Lineage: Eukaryota; Fungi; Glomeromycota; Glomeromycetes; Archaeosporales; Ambisporaceae. The record is from the annotation of a GenBank genome assembly.
CUUAAAAGAUCGUGAAGAAUUUACAAAAUUACGAGUUUAUAUCAAACUUAAACUUAAAUAUGAUCAUAGUCUGAUUUCAGAGCACAACAAAGGGAAAAAAGCUUCUAUACAACGAUCAAAUGGAGAAAAGACAAUACAAGAUAUUAUCCUUCAAGAUUUGACUUGCCCGUAUACUUCAAAGAUUACUGGCGACUUUUUUGUAUUAUCCUCUAAUUCCAUCAAGAAGAAACCAUGCUUUAUUUCGGAACUUAAACCACUCGGACUUUUUCAUCCUGAAGUUUAUUUCCGUAUACUGCGAGGUCAACUCUUCAUAAAACUAUCUGAACCGGAGAACACGCUUAAAGAUUUGAUUAAGGUGAUCAAACUUGAAUCAAAUAACUUGAAA